ACUAGAAAGCAGUACAAGGCUAAAACCUCAUGAAGCUCAAAGCUACAGAAAGAAGGCAUUGUGGGUUUCCUGGGUCUCCAUUAUUGUCACACUGGCUCUUGCAGUGGCUGCUUUCACUGUCUCCGUAAUGAGAUACAGUGCAUCAUCCUUUGGAUUUGCUUUUGAUGCCACCCUGGAUGUUCUGUCGUCAGCGAUAGUUCUGUGGCGUUACAGCAACGCAGCCGCUGUGCACUCUGCACACAGGGAGUACAUGGCUUGUGUUAUCUUGGGUGUCAUAUUCCUCCUGUCAUCUAUAUGUAUUGUGAUCAAAGCCAUCCACGAUCUUGCGAAGAGGGUGCUUCCAGAAGUGGAUGAUUUUCUGUACAGUGUCUCUGUUCUAAGUGGAAUCCUCUGCACUGUCUUGGCAGUAAUCAAAUUUAUGCUGGGAAAGGUCCUUACAAGCAGAGCACUGAUAACUGAUGGUUUCAACUCUCUUGUAGGUGGAAUAAUGGGAUUUUCCAUCCUUCUUAGUGCAGAAGUGUUUAAACACAAUUCUUCUGUCUGGUACCUGGAUGGCAGUAUAGGAGUGUUAAUUGGACUUACAAUAUCUGCCUAUGGAAUCAAGCUGCUCAUCGAUAUGGUGCCCAGGGUGAGGCAAACGCGCCACUACGAGAUGUUCGAGUGAAGGUGCCGCCCUCUCCCUGCAAGGACUGUAAAACCACAGCGUCCUACGUCUUGGCAAGUGGUGCCAAUGGUAUUUUCCUGAAUAUGCAGUUUGUUUCCCCGUGGUCUGUUUCUGUUGAAGUUUGUUUGAGUGGGAAAAUCUCUCUGUAAAUCUGGCAUAUUGUGCACACUGCUUGCGAUUCAGCCAAACAGCAGCGUUUUGGUUUGGUUUUUUUUUUCCUUAUUUAUUUCCAGUAUGCUAUUGAUUCCUGUGACAAUAGAAAACAUGCAGUUUGCAGUUUGAACCCAGCUGCCAUGUUGUAUAUUCCAGAGUGAAAGUGUUUUCAAUGGUGUGGUAAGCCUGUGGGUAAAGAAGUGCCAGUUUCAGAUUUGAGUUUUGGAUUUUUUUUUUCCCCUGGCCUGUAUUUUCCCAAACACAUGCUGUAACAGGAGAACAAUCCUUGCUAACCUCUUCAACUAAGAUUAUCUUACAUAGAGUCUGGACACCAAGAGCUGUGUUGCUUAAAACACUUAAGUAGCUAUUUCCACCCUGUUGUUGAAAUAGACACCCAGAAAGAGCAGGUACAGCCCUUUCUGUGAUCAGAGAGAUACUGCAUUUUAACCCCAAAUUAACUGAAACGAUACCUCUUCGAUUUAAAGUCUAUUUUUUCUUAAUGAGACACUGUUCAUAGCUUUGCAUGGACCAAACAAGCACACACAGUAUUAUUGUACAGACCAAAGCCAAAAGAGUCAUGCAGGGAAGAGGAGCUGCUCAAGGAAUGGGAUUUUCAUCUCCUAUUUUACCAUAUGCAGCGUGUGUGACGUUGUGGUUGCUCUGUAGUCUGACAACGGCACAGCAGUGGCUCAAUCUCGUGGUGAGAUACAGAUCUAUUUAUUAGAUUUAGAUUGUCCUGUAAAGUGUUGCUCACUUUCCACCACACAUCUUAUAUAUUACUUAAUAGCAGGUUAAAUGGUCAAAGAAUCUUGAUGUAUAAUCAAUAAAACUGGUAUCUAUUUUAUACAGUAUCUGUAAGUAACAUUUGAAAACUAUUUCCAGAAUGUAUCAUAGAACAAAGUCUUCCUGUAUAGCAGCCUAUUAAACUGGAUUCUCUGGCUAUA
This is a messenger RNA of Cyanistes caeruleus (blue tit), 1761 nucleotides long. NCBI's taxonomy places the organism in Eukaryota, Metazoa, Chordata, Aves, Passeriformes, Paridae. The record is from RefSeq and is a predicted model, not a curated record.